Pelagomonas calceolata is the source of this 1923-nucleotide messenger RNA. The record is from the annotation of a GenBank genome assembly. NCBI's taxonomy places the organism in Eukaryota, Pelagophyceae, Pelagomonadales, Pelagomonadaceae.
UGCAAGUCCAGGCACUCAAAAAAAGCGUGUGUCGCACGCCACAGCGGUGAUCCGUAUUGCUCCGACAAAGUGAGCACAGCAAGAGCCGCCUGCAGCAUGGCGCCGCAGCACGCAUUACUGCUGGUCACACUGCUCACAGAUGCCCUACACCUCCCAAGACGACCAUUAGUCUUCGUCACGCCGCCCGGCUGGGCCGCGGCCGACCGCCGCGCCGACCUCGAACGCGUCGCGCGCGCCGCGGCGAAGGGCGGCGCGUCGCUGGUGCAGCUGCGCGACGCCGACGCGUCGAGGGACGAGUUGCAAUCCGCCGCCGCCGCCGUGCGAGACGCGUUGCAAGGUACGGACUGCUCCGUAGUAAUCAACGGCGUCGAACACCUGCCCGAGCGAAAGUGGCGAGCAGCAACAGAGCGACCAAAUGGCCCGCUGGGCUGCUCGGCGCAUUCGGUGGAGGCGGUCCUCGCGGCCGCCGCGUUGGGUGCGGACUACGUGCAGCUCGGCACCAUGUUCGCGACGCAGACGCACCCCGGAAAAAUACCCGAGGGGCCCGGCCUCGCGACCGAGUGCCGCCGCGCGCUCGACGAGCGAGAAGCGCCGCCUUUGUUGAUCGGCGUCGGCGGCGUCGACGCGACGAACGCUGCAAAACUCAUCGAGGCGGGCUGCGACGGCGUCGCGGUGAUUCGGGGUAUUUCGGAUGCGCGCGACCCGGAGGCCGCGGCGCGGGCCAUCUGCCGGGCGCUCGCCGGCGCCGGCACCCGUAUUUCGAAGGCCGCCCAAAAUACCAGAGCUGAGACGACCGCCCAAAAUGCGGCGGACGUGCGUGAGCUGAUGCGGACGCGGCUCUCCAUGACCGAGGCGGAGCUGGAUAGGAUGGUGCGGCGUCGGCCCUUGGGCGCCAGAGCGACAGCGGAGCCGAAGCUCGACUGGCUACAGACGCGCCUCGAACUAAGCGACGCGGGGCUGAAGAAGAUGGUUCUGAUGCAGCCGCAACUGCUGACGCAGAGCGUCGAGAAAAUGGAGUCGAAUUGUGACUGGCUACAGCGACGCCUCGACCUGGACGAUUCGGGACUGAAGAAGGUCGUGUUGGAGAAUCCGUCUCUACUGGCCUUCAGCGUCGAGGACAACAUGGCGCCGAAGCUCAACUGGCUACAGGAUCGUCUUAAUUUGGACGCGGCGCAGCUAAAGAAGGUGGUGCUAGGGCGCCCGUCAUUGCUGGGCUACAGCGUCGAGGACAACAUGGCGCCGAAGCUGGAUUGGCUGCAGACGCGCCUCGAACUGGACGCGGCGCAACUAAAGAAGCUUGUUGUGGCGCAGCCGACACUGCUGGGCUACAGCGUCGAUGCCAACAUGGCGCCGACACUCGACUGGCUGCAGACACGUCUGGACCUGGACGACGCGGGGCUGAGGAAAGUGGUUCUGGUGAAACCUCAACUGCUGAACUACAGCGUCGAGGACAACAUGGCGCCGACACUCGAGUGGCUCCAGACGCGUCUCGACCUGGAUGACGAACAGCUGAGAAAGGCGGUUCUGAGGCUUCCGCCGCUGCUGGGCUACAGCGUCGAGGACAACAUGGCGCCGAAGCUCGAGUGGCUACAGACGCGUCUCGAACUGGACGAGGCGCAGCUGAGGAAGAUGGUUUUGACGCUUCCGGCACUGCUAAGCUAUAGCGCCGAGACCAACAUGGCGCCGAAGCUCGCCUAUCUUGAGCGGGAAACCGGCCUCUCGCGUUCCGAGCUUCGCGAUCGCGUUCUGAUAUUUCCACAAAUUAUCAGCUACAGUCUAGAAAAGCGAUACCGCCCGCGCCUCGAGGCGUGCCGCGCGGCCGGCGUCGACGCGGAGUACGUCCUCACCUACGUCUCGAAAACGGACGAGAAAUUCUACGAGCUCCUCGAGAAGAAGAAGGACGCCGUCGGGGAAACAAUGUGA